AGAGGCCAUAAGUGCUUCAGAAUGGUCCUAUGCCAAGCCACUGAUUCAUGUUCUCCCCUCUCCCUCAUUUUGCUUCUUUCUCUUUGUCCCUCCCCUGGUUGUUCAAAGCUGGCACUUUGAUCUCUUGAAGUUUUGCAUCUUCAGGAGGGGCCCAGGAACACCAACUCCUAGCAUUUGAAUCCUGAGGCUGAGACUUCCAUUCAUCACAGAGCGAAUAUCGUUUUCGCUCGGUCGAUUCGGUUUGAUUCCUCCGAAAUUUUUGCUUACCAUGAAGAUGGUUCGAGAUGUGGUGCUCGUUUCGAUCGUCCUGGGUUUGUUCCUCCAAAAUGCCAGCAAUGUGGAAGGAAGAUAUCACUACCACAAGGGCCAGAAGAAGAAUCCUGACGAGGGCUCAAGCUCAACAACCUCUCCAGCGCCUCCCCCUGAGGCCCAGGACCCUGCCCCUUCAUCCCCUGCCUACUCGCCGGCGCCCACCGUGCCGUCUGACCCGGCCCCUGACCCGUCCAACUCCAGCUCGGGCUGCGUCUACGACGUGACCGCCUUAGGAGCGGUCGGGGACGGGUCAGCCGACGACACCCCUGCCUUCACGGCGGCCUGGAAGGCGGCGUGCGCGGUGGAGUCGGGUGUCGUCCUCGCUCCCUCGGGUUACAAUUUCACGAUCACUUCCACGAUCUUCUCGGGCCCGUGCAAGCCGGGGCUCGUGUUCCAAGUAGAUGGGGUCUUGAUGCCGCCAAAUGGACCGGAUUGUUGGCCGAAAGCAGAUAGCAGGAAGCAAUGGCUCAUCUUCUAUCGGCUCGACGGCAUGACUCUGACCGGGAAGGGAACCAUCGAAGGCAAUGGCGAGCCGUGGUGGGAUCUUCCUUGCAAGCCCCACAGGGGUCCGAAUGGGAAAACGGUGUCGGGACCUUGCGACAGCCCUGCUUUGAUACGGUUCUUCAUGAGCUCCAAUUUGGCCGUGAACAUGUUACGAAUCCAGAACAGCCCUCAAUUCCACAUGAAGUUCGACGGCUGCGAGGGAGUGCUGAUCGAAAAGCUGUCCAUAUCUUCCCCAAAACUCAGCCCCAACACCGACGGCAUCCACAUUGAGAACACUAAAUCCGUGGGGAUAUACAACAGCAUGAUCUCAAAUGGCGAUGAUUGCAUCUCCAUCGGACCCGGAUGUUCGGAUGUCAACAUCGAGGGCGUUACUUGCGGGCCGAGUCACGGGAUCAGCAUCGGGAGCUUGGGAGUGCACAACUCGCAGGCAUGCGUCUCGAACAUAACCGUCCGGAACGUGGUGAUCAGGGAGUCCGACAACGGCCUCCGCAUCAAGACGUGGCAGGGAGGGAGCGGGUCGGUCGCUGGCAUCUCCUUCGAGAACAUCCAGAUGGAAAACGUGCACAACUGCAUCAUCGUGGACCAGUACUACUGCCUCUCCAAGGAGUGCCGGAACGAGACCUCGGCCGUGUACGUGACCGGCCUCUCCUACCGCAACAUCAAGGGCACAUACAACGUGAUCAGCCCGCCGAUCCACUUCGCGUGCAGCGACACGGUGCCCUGCACCAACAUCACGAUGUCGGAGGUCGAGCUGCUGCCUCACGAGGGCGAGCUGGUCGACGACCCGUUCUGCUGGAACGCCUACGGGGUCCAGGAGACCCUGACCAUCCCUCCCAUCGGUUGCUUGCAAGAUGGGAUGCCUCAGACUGUGGCAGAGAGCUCUGCUUAUGGCUGCUAAGGAAAGGACUAGUGAGAGACAUUACAGCACUAUGAAUUUCACCUUGUGACUUACGACAUUAGCCACAGUUGUAUAGUAGGCACAUCAUGAGCCAAUUGUCUGGAAUUGGGUCUUAAUUAGAUAUUACCUUUCCCCCAUUAGGCUCCAUCCCUACUAGGGUUUAUCCCCUUAUUGUGUGAUGAGGUAUGGUAGUAUUACUGGGUAUCUUUCCUUUUCAACUUUUAAUUGGGGGAUUUUUUUUUUUUCUUGUUUUCCCUCAUUGUAAUAGUUUGAAUUUUCGCUUUCUUAU
This is a messenger RNA of Rhodamnia argentea, 2003 nucleotides long. RefSeq names its product polygalacturonase At1g48100-like. Gene Ontology annotation, biological process: carbohydrate metabolic process. Gene Ontology annotation, molecular function: polygalacturonase activity. NCBI's taxonomy places the organism in Eukaryota, Viridiplantae, Streptophyta, Magnoliopsida, Myrtales, Myrtaceae. The record is from RefSeq and is a predicted model, not a curated record.